Molecule: messenger RNA, 5539 nt
Organism: Apus apus (common swift)
Lineage: Eukaryota; Metazoa; Chordata; Aves; Apodiformes; Apodidae
Gene: PLEKHH2
Product: pleckstrin homology, MyTH4 and FERM domain containing H2
Exons: 30
Coding region: 84-4583 (1499 amino acids)
Biological process (GO): negative regulation of actin filament depolymerization
Cellular component (GO): cytoplasm; cytoskeleton
Molecular function (GO): actin binding
Source: RefSeq, a predicted model, not a curated record
CAGCCGCGGCCCCGCACCCCCCACAGCCCGGGCGGCGGCGGCAGCAGCAGCAGCGCGGCGAGGCACGGCUGGCCAGCAUAAAUAUGGCUGAACUUUCAGAGCCAGAAGGUACCGUAAACUGGAAGGAAAGAUGUUUAACUCUGGAGUCACAGUUAAUGAAAUUUCGUCUCCAGGCAAGCAAGAUCAGAGAAUUGUUAGCAGAAAAGAUGCAGCAGCUCGAGAAGCAAGUUGUAGAAGCUGAUCGUCAAGCAGAGAGAGCUUUUCAGCAGGUGCAGGUCAUGGAAGAAAAAUUAAAAGCAGCUAAUGUUCAAACAAGCGAAUCAGAAACCAGGUUGUACAAGAGAUGUCAAGAUUUGGAGAUCCUGAUACAAGAUAAAAAUGACAUAAUACAAAAAUUGGAGCAACAACUUGAAGAACAGAAGCAAGUAAGACUGCAAGAAGCAAAAAUCAUAGAAGAAAAAGCAGCUAAAAUAAAAGAAUGGGUCACAGUCAAGCUCCAUGAGUUAGAGGUGGAAAAUCAGAACCUUCGCUUGAUCAACCAAAAGCAAACCAAAGAGAUGAAAACAGUACAAUCUAAACUGCAAGAAGCUACAGGCAAGAAAUCUGUUACUUCAACACAAAAACCUGGAGAGUGUCAGCGACUAAGCAGCUUGACUUUUGGAUGCUUUUCAAAUAGAGGAAGAAGUUCUCAACCAUCUCCUAAGUUUGAAGAAAUAAGCAAGUCUUCAUCUAAAGAGUCAGACUACACUGGAGACAAAAAUAUGCAAGAGAAGGAUAUCCUGGAAACGGCCUUUGCUGGUCCUACACGUGAGAGCAAUACAGGUCAGAAGUCAUUGCAACAAAGCUCCUCUGGAUCGGAGCAGAACAAAAAUGUGAGAAUGAGCUGUUCAUCUAAAGAUAUAGACAGCGACAUGUCGAAGAACUCCUGCACUACAGGGAGUGACUGGAGCUCAGAUGAAGAUGGAGGAGAAAAUAAAGGACUGAAAUCCAGGUGCACAUCGACUCUCUCAAGCCACACAUCUGAAGAGAACGCAAGGUACAGUAGAAUGGGGAGUGAAAUGUAUUUGACAGCAUCUGAUGACAGUAGUUCUCUAUUUGAAGAAGAGAGUUUUGGUGUUCAGAAGACUCAGCUCAAGAAGUUGUACUCCUGGCAGCAAGAGUCCCAGAGAAAAGGCCAGAUCAAUCCAGGUGGAAAGUGCAACUCUGACUUCACAAGUAAAAAGAAGGACCAAGAUAGUUCUUCAGAUGAACUGAAUAAGAAAUUUCAAUCUCAGAGGCUAGAUUAUUCAUCCUCAUCCAGUGAAGCAAAUACUCCAAGUCCAAUUUUAACCCCUGCUCUGGCACACAAGCACCCAAUUCUAGCAACUUCUGCAGAUUCUCAAUGCACAACACCAUCAGAUUCUCCUUCAAAUUUGCCACCUCCAAAGUUACGGACUCCUAAUGUGUUUAGUAUAAAUUCAGCUUUAGCAAAGAAACAUCUAAGCCAGCCCCAGCUGAGUUCUGACAGGAUGUUUGGUAGAAAUAGAAAUGCCAUAAGCAUGAUACGUCCAUGGAGACCUCAGGAAACAGACAUUGAUCUGGUGGAUGGAGAAGAUACUGAUAUUUUAGAGAAAAUGGAGAUUGGCUGUGAUGGAGUGUUUACCUAUGACUGCACUGAAGCAGAAAAUGCCGAAGCCCAGGAACCUUGUGAUACCACAAAAAAGAGUGCUAGCAACAAACCUCCAACCCCUCCAUUACAUCGAUUUCCUUCCUGGGAAAGCAGAAUUUAUGCUGUAGCCAAAUCUGGUUUGAGGAUGUCUGAAGCUUUUACCAUGGAAUCUCUGAACAAAGGUGCUGUUUCACUAACUUCAUACUCCAUAUCUGGAUUAUAUACAUCUCUGAUAUAUAAGAACAUGACCACUCCUGUCUACACCACUUUGAAAGGGAAAGCAACUCAAAUAAGCAACAGCCCAUUUAUAGAUGAGUCAUCAGGGUCUGAGGAAGAAGACAGUUCUCGGUCCAGCUCAAGGACUUCUGAGUCUGAUUCUCGAAGCAGAAGUGGUCCAGGUAGUCCUCGGGCUAUGAAACGAGGGGUGUCUCUGUCUUCUGUGACGUCAGAAAGUGACUAUGCUAUUCCUCCAGAUGCGUAUUCAGUAGAUACAGACUGUUCAGAGCCAGAGCAGAAACUUCCUAAGACCUCUUCCUCAUCUAGUGAUAAUGGAAAAAAUGAACCUUUGGAAAAAUCUGGAUAUUUGUUAAAAAUGGGUGGUAAAAUAAAGACCUGGAAACGACGAUGGUUUGUGCUUAAAGGAGGUGAAUUACUGUACUACAAAUCUCCAAGUGAUGUCAUUCGAAAACCUCAAGGUCAAAUUGAGUUGAAUGCAUCUAGCCUCAUUGAAAGGGGUGAUGGAAAACAAACAAUUCAGCUGACGACAGAAAAAAGAACAUACUACCUGACUGCAGAUUCUCCCAACAUCUUAGAAGAGUGGAUCAAAGUACUACAGAAUGUUCUUAAAAUACAGGCUGCCAGCCCACUCUUCAUACAGCCCGAAAUCAAGCCAACCAUGAAGGGAUUACUUACAAAGGUGAAACAUGGAUAUUCCAAAAGAGUUUGGUGUACCCUAGUUGGAAAAAUUCUGUAUUAUUUCCGAAAUCAAGAAGACAAGUUUCCUCUUGGUCAAAUCAAGCUUUUUGAGGCGAAGGUUGAAGAAGUUGAUAGAUCAUGUGAUUCUGAUGAAGAUUAUGAGGCUAGUGGUCGCAGUUUAUUAUCAACACAUUACACCGUUGUUAUCCACCCCAAAGAUCAAGGACCCACUUAUCUUCUUAUAGGAUCCAAACAUGAGAAGGACACGUGGCUUUAUCAUCUGACAGUUGCAGCUGGAAGUACCAGUGUAAGUGUUGGAUCUGAGUUUGAACAACUUAUUUGCAAAUUACUGAAUAUGGAAGGCGAUACCACUUCUCAGAUUUGGAGACACCCUACCCUUUGUCACAGCAAAGAAGGAAUUGCUUCCCCUCUUACAACAUUGCCAUCAGAAGCCUUGCAAACUGAAGCAAUUAAAUUAUUUAAGACUUGCCAGUUGUUUAUCAAUGCUGCGGUUGACUCUCCUGCCAUUGAUUACCAUGUAUCUUUAGCCCAAAGUGCUUUGCAGAUCUGUCUCACACACCCUGAACUUCAAAGUGAGAUCUGUUGCCAGCUUAUUAAACAGACUAGACGUCGACAUCCACAAAACCAGGCAGGACCAAUACAGGGCUUGCAGCUCUUGGCUCUCUGCGUUGGACUCUUUCUGCCACAGCACCCAUUCCUUUGGCUUCUUAAACUUCAUUUAAAGAAGAACGCAGAUUCCAGGACUGAGUUUGGGAAAUACGCAAUAUAUUGUCAGCGAUGUGUAGAGCGUACACAGCAGAAUGGAGACCGAGAAGCUAGACCUUCCAGAAUGGAAAUUCUUUCCACUCUUCUAAGAAACCCAUACCACCAUUCAUUGCCCUUCAGCAUUCCAGUUCAUUUCAUGAACGGCAUAUAUCAGGUUGUUGGAUUUGAUGCCUCUACCACAGUGGACGAAUUUCUGAACACCCUGAACCAGGAUACAGGAAUGAGGAAACCAGCUGAGUCAGGAUUUGCACUGUUUUCUGAUGAUCCCUCUGGCAAGGAUAUAGAGCACUGUCUUCAAGGAAACAUCAAGAUCUGUGACAUUAUUUCAAAAUGGGAGCAGGCCUCCAAAGAACAACACCCUGGGAAAUGUGAGGGCACAAGGACUGUCCGCCUUACCUAUAAAAAUAGGCUUUAUUUUUCAGUUCAAGUCCACGGGGAGACAGACAGAGAGAAGUUGCUGCUAGUGUAUCAGACAAAUGAUCAAAUAGUCAAUGGACUUUUCCCAGUAAACAAAGAACUAGCAAUGGAAUUGACAGCUCUUUUAGCUCAGGUAGAGAUUGGAGAUUUUGAACGGCCUUUCUCAACUCCAGCAGGGCAAGUCACUUCUCAGUCCAAAUCCAACCAAACUUUAAAACAAGUUUUGGAAAGAUUCUACCCUAAGAGAUACAGGCAUGGUUGUUCAGAGGAACAAUUAAGACAGCUUUGUCAGCGAUUGUCUACAAGAUGGAUGGCUCUCCGGGGGCACAGUGCUGUGGACUGUGUGCGCAUUUAUCUCACUGUAGCCAGAAAAUGGUCUUUCUUUGGUGCUAAGCUGUUUGCAGCAAAACCUCUAGCAGCAUCCUCAGUUGAGAAGUCCUUCAUAUGGUUUGCUGUACAUGAAGAUGGCAUAAGCAUCCUAGAUUACAGUUCUAUGCGAUUAACAAUUACGUAUACAUACAAGAGUCUGAUGACUUUCGGAGGCUAUCAAGAUGAUUUUAUGUUGGUUGUUAACAACACUCAGAGAAAGGACAAAUCAACUGAAAAAUACCUUUUUGCCAUGUCAAAACCAAAGAUUCUUGAGAUCACUCUACUGAUUGCCAGCUAUAUUAACAACUUUCAUCAGCUGAAAGGAGCUGCUCAUCACCUCUCCGCUCCAGCAUUAAUGACACCUCAAAGUGGACAGAAACUCAAGGAAACAGGGAGUCAGCCACUUCUUGCCAACAACAGACCAACUAAAUGUCCCACUUUGUUAUGACAGGAUUAUGUAUCAUGAUAACACUUCUUUGUUGCAGGGUUUCUGUACUAAUUAAAAAUUUUCUGAUGUACAAGACAUAGAGAAUAAGCACAUCCAUAACCAAAAGAAGGGUGGACAGGUUUACAUUUGUGUCAGUGGUUUAUAACAGGAGGAGCCCUUUAAUUAAAACCCUGGCCUGAACUGGAAUGAUGAUGAGCCAAUUUAAGGAUUAUGCUUUACUGGUGGUGGCAUAUGCCUAUAGCUCAAAAAGAAACGUGUCUGUUGAUAGUGAUGGGGAAAGGUGGCCUUGGGAACCAUUGUAGAGACUUUAGUUGUUUUCCAGAUAUUUGCUCAGGGACCAAACUGUCUUCAACUCUUAACUCUUCAUCUCUGCUUUUCAAAAUUACACAAGAUGUACAGCCUUCAUUGUGAAAAGGGAUUUUUGUUUAAAAGAAUAGUCAAACAGUAUUUUCCACUUCCAGUACUCCUCCUUAUUUGCAAUACAAGCACCAUGAGACAAAAAAAUGAAGUGAUUGUUUGAUUUGUGUAAUUAUUUUUCCUUUUAAAAAAACCCCAUAAUCACAUCAUGUAACUAUUAUAAAUUUAAAGAGUAUACUUAUGAUACACUCUAGCUUUUGUUAUACCACUAUUUUCCUUGGCAAAUCUUCAGCCUCGGUCUCGUAAAUAUCUAAAUAAUCCCUCUCUGCCCCAGUUUUUUUGAAAAAUCUAAAUUGCACAGGCACUGUAUUUAGUAUAGUUUAGUCAUACGGGAUCCUGUACCUAAUUCCUUCUUUAAUCCACAAUAAUAAUAUAAUACAGAUGCAGGAAUGACUCACAAAUCAAUGAACAAGAACAGCACAGAAAGUCGUUGCUCGAACUGUUGUGAGUAAACCUGGAGACGUGUGAUAUCUAAAAUCCAUGUAUAAUGUGUAUAAUGUAUAUACAUCAAUUCAGAAAAAUAUUUUGUAAAAGUUUUA